Molecule: messenger RNA, 1488 nt
Organism: Penicillium brasilianum
Lineage: Eukaryota; Fungi; Ascomycota; Eurotiomycetes; Eurotiales; Aspergillaceae
Source: the annotation of a GenBank genome assembly
CAAAAAGGUAAGUUCUGAGUGUUUGUCUUUCCCUUGCGUGUAAGAGCCUGUGUAGGGUCCCUUCCGUGAGAGCGAUGAUGCAAUUGAGCUCGCGGUGCCCUCUUAUCCACUCUGCGGGGCAGUGGUCGGGAUCUUGACUCACAAGAUCUUCGAGGAACGUGCUUCUCGAUUCGAUAUAGCAAAAAAAGAUUUAAUCACUGUGCUCUAGACGCUCUUUGGACAAUUUCGAUCUACUGAUACUGACUGCAAGAUAAAUAGUCACCUCCUCGGCUUCCUGACACCCUGUACAAGAUGGCAGCCUCAUAUCCCAAGAAGAAGUGCGGUGUUCUGGGUGCCACCGGAUCUGUGGGCCAGCGCUUCAUCCUUCUGCUGGCUGACCACCCUUUCCUGGAGCUUCAUGCCGUGGGUGCCUCCGAGCGCUCCGCCAACAAGAAGUACAAGGAUGCUGUUCGGUGGAAGCAAUCUGCUCCUAUGUCUGAGAAGCUGAGCAACCUCAUACUUCGCGAGUGCAAGGCAGAGCUGUUCACGGAUUGUGACCUAGUCUUUUCUGGUUUGAACAGUGACAUCGCCGGUGAGACUGAGAUGGCUUUCAUCAAGGCAGAGAUUCCGGUCUUCUCCAACGCGAAGAAUUACCGCAAGGACCCCAUCGUGCCUUUGGUGGUUCCCACAGUCAACCCCUCGCACAUGGAUCUGAUUCCUCACCAGCGCCAGCACUUCGGCCUGAAGAAGGGCUUUUUGGUCUGCAACUCUAACUGCGCUGUCAUUGGCGUUGUCAUUCCCUUCGCUGCCCUACAGGCUAAGUUCGGUCCCGUUGAGGAGGUCGAGGUGUUCACUGAACAGGCCAUCUCCGGCGCUGGCUACCCUGGUGUUCCCAGCUUGGACAUUGUCGACAACGUCAUUCCAUUCAUCAGCGGCGAGGAAGAUAAGCUAGAGAACGAAGCUCAAAAGAUCCUUGGAUCUUUGAACGCCGAUGCCACUGCGUUCAACGAGCAGGCUGGCCUGCGUAUCGGUGCUACUUGUACCCGCGUUGGCGUCACCGAUGGCCACAUGGCUUUCGUUUCGCUCCGUUUCAAGAACCGUCCUGCCCCCAAGGCUGAGGCAGUGGUGCAGGCGAUGCGUGAGUAUCAAUCUGAGGCCCAGAAGCUCGGCGCUCCCUCUGCGCCAGAGUUCGCCAUCAAGGUGUUCGACGAGCCCGAUCGCCCUCAACCUCGCCUUGACCGCGACAUCUCCAAGGGUUACACCGUAAGUGUUGGUCGUGUCCGUGAUGGCGCUGAGGGUGGCUUCUUUGAUAUCCGGUUCGCCGCGCUGUCGCAUAAUACCGUCAUCGGCGCUGCUGGCUCAUCUAUCCUCAAUGCUGAGGUUGCUGUCAUCAAGGGUUACAUCUAAAUGUAAAUACGAAAGGAAAAGUGGAGUUUUCAGCGAUGUCAAAUAAUUUCAUUCCACCAAAUUUAUAGAUGAAGCGAAGCUUCUAUUAAAGGGACAUGUUCU